AUGAAUAGUGUCAUGCUAUUGCUAUAAUCAAGAUAACUCAGUCGUAGUUGCUGGAUGUAAUAAGGAAAUUACAGUAUUUCAACUUAAAUAAGAGAAGCCGAAUUAAAUAUAAUUCUUAAGUGAACAUACAAGAGAAGUAAAAACUGUAAAUUUUAUGAAAAAUACAAAUAAAUUUGUAUCUGGAAGUUAAGAUAGUUUAAUUAUAAUAUGGUAGUUGAUUGGAAAUAAUUAAAGGUAAUGCUAAUAAUAAAAAAUUGAUUGGACCUGA
This is a messenger RNA of Paramecium primaurelia, 268 nucleotides long. NCBI's taxonomy places the organism in Eukaryota, Ciliophora, Oligohymenophorea, Peniculida, Parameciidae. The record is from the annotation of a GenBank genome assembly.